Dufourea novaeangliae is the source of this 1083-nucleotide messenger RNA. RefSeq lists its product as uncharacterized. NCBI's taxonomy places the organism in Eukaryota, Metazoa, Arthropoda, Insecta, Hymenoptera, Halictidae. The record is from RefSeq and is a predicted model, not a curated record. The transcript has 3 exons. The coding region runs from base 1 to 1083 and encodes 360 amino acids.
AUGGAUCUUAAAGAGUGUCUGCUCACGACGACAGCGAUAACGAUUCUGAUAGGAAUAUCACCAGUCGUCGUCGCUUGGAAUCCCGACACACACCGCUACGAGAGUUACGACCUCGACAGAGGGCCAGUGGUCUACGAAGCCUAUUAUCCAGACGCUAACGAGGACUCCCGCGGUAACUACCAAGAGAAACAGUUCUUCGACCAUGGAGCUAUCCUGGAGAAGACCUACCAGGUGCCCUCCCAACGUCUGAUGUACUCAGACGACACGGUUCAGCUGGAGAACCAACGUAACCUAGCACGAAGUCCUCCACAGGACACGCAAAGUUUUCCUCCGCAGACGAACGAUCGUUCCGUCGAUAUAAAGGAGAUCUCCAGCCUGGCCAGACGAGCGAUUACCCGCGAUCUAGAGAACUGGAACGCCAUCGAGAGUUACUUGGACCGCGCCAAAUACCAGAAUCAUCCCCUGUAUCGGCGUCGGAUCCUGGUGCCUGAACGAGGAUACGGGAUCGAGCAGACGGUUCGCGGAAUUGGGUCGAGUCUAUCAGACGCGUUCGAAGGUGGUCGUGACUUCGAGCUGUACGAGGAAAUUGGUGAACAAGCCAGGAUACGAUCUGGUGAUCGAGUGGACACGGUGAGAAGAUUAACACCACGCGAUCUGGCUGGAAGGGACAGUUUUGGAUCGAUUCGAUAUCAAGAUCGAGCUUCGCAGGACGUCGAGGCGAUUCCUGUAGCCAAUGGCGAUUCUUCUCCGUUGGAGGCAAUUAAGAACGAAAGGAUAAUAGAGCCUUAUCCGACGGAGAACAUCUUCGCGCCACGACCUCAGGUGAUCAAGUACAUUUUCUCGAAGAAACCGACCACGUCGGUGGAGGCCAAAGCGCAGACCGUGUCAGAGACGAAGGUGACGACGAAAGAGCCCGUGCCUAGAAGCUACGGGGACAAUCUUAUUCGCGAGGAGGUGAAGGAACAGGAGGGAAAGGACGUGAAGGUGACGUCGAUCGAGGUCAGCGAGGUGCCCAGGCACAAGACACGGCAUCAUCACGGGGAAUGGCCGAAACGCGAUUAUUCCAAACGUCAUCAGUCGUAA